GUGGCGGCGGAAGGGGCGCAUGAGGGGUGGCGGAGCCAUGGCCCGGGGACCGGGACCGGGACGGGGACCGGGACAGAAAGCGGCCCGGGGACCGCGACAAAAACUGGGAUCGGGACCGAAACAGGGACAGAGACCGGGAUCGGGACCGAAACAGGGACACAGACCGGCAUCGGGACCGAAACAGGGCCAGGGACCGGGACAGAAAGCGGGACCAGGACAGGGACGGAAAGCGGGACCGAGAUCGGAACAUGGACCGGGCGCCCCGCUGCGCAGCAGGAAGGAGAAGAAGGACAACAUGAAGCCCAAGCGCCCCGAGGAGCAGGAGAUCCCGUUCCGCCUGCGGGAGCUCAUGCGGAGCCGCGAGGCCCUGAAGCGCCCGCACCCCGGGAAGAGGCCGGCGGCAGAGAAGAAGCAGCAGCAGCAGAGGUGCAAGGGCCCCGAGGCCCCGGGGGACAUCCCCGUGCCCAGGUUCCGGAGGGGCCGGGGCGAGUCCGAGCGUUCCUACAUCUGCCGCAUGGAGCAGGAGGUGCAGCGCGUGCUCUUCCUCGCGGAGAACCAGCUCCAGCGGGAGCCUGAGAAGGAGGCGACGGCUCCAGAGAAGUCCAAAAGGAAAAAAGAGUUUCAGAAAAGGAAGCUGGAAAAAGCUCGGAAGAAAAAGGAGGAGAAGAAGGAGGACAUGCUGGAGAAGAGCCUGUUGCAAGACACGGUGCCCUUCGGAGAAGUGGUGACACAGCCACCCACCAUCACCUCACGGCCCAGGGGACGGGGUCCUGCCGAGCAGGCUGGACGGAAGCAGCUCCUCCUGACGCCUCGGCUGGGCCAGAGCCAGGCGUCCCCCGUGUCCCCCGUGUCCCCCGGGAUGUCGAUGGCUCGCCGGCGCAUCCUGGAGGAGGAGCGGGCGCGCGUCAUCCGCGCCUACAGGGACAUCCAGAGGCGCAAACAGCUGGAGCGGGAGCGCGCCCGGGCCGGUCCAGGCUGAGGGCUCAGGGACUCCAGAGGGACAUUGUCCUCCUGCUCUUGUGUCACUGCUGAGCCCCGGGGCUUCCCACAGCUCCACGCUGCUCGGCUCAGCACUGGGGUGGGGUCCCUGCGGUGCCACGGACCUGCUUGGAGUAAAAAUUCCCAUGGGA
Vidua chalybeata is the source of this 1130-nucleotide messenger RNA. RefSeq names its product coiled-coil domain containing 137 (gene CCDC137). NCBI's taxonomy places the organism in Eukaryota, Metazoa, Chordata, Aves, Passeriformes, Viduidae. The transcript is spliced from 6 exons. The record is from RefSeq and is a predicted model, not a curated record. The coding region runs from base 20 to 979 and encodes 319 amino acids.